CGCCCCCAGCGUCCGCUCAGGUGUGCGCGCUGGAGGACCGUUGCAGACAGAGCUACAGAUAGAGCUGAGGGGAACACGGUCAUGUCAGACAGCGGGAAUGUACAGUCGCAGGACGGAGGAGGAUCCCACGGCGAGGAGACGACGAGCCGGGUGCCAACACCAAAUGUGGGCAACAGAGUGACCGUGGUGCUCGGGGCUCAGUGGGGCGAUGAAGGGAAAGGGAAGGUGGUGGACCUGCUGGCCCAGGACGCUGACAUAGUCUGCAGAUGUCAGGGUGGCAACAAUGCAGGACACACAGUUGUGGUUGAUUCAGUUGAAUAUAAUUUUCAUCUUCUACCCAGUGGGAUUAUCAACCCCAAUGUCACCGCCUUUAUCGGCAACGGUGUAGUCAUUCAUCUGCCAGGCCUGUUUGAGGAGGCAGAGAAGAAUAUGUGCAGAGGAAAAGGUCUGGAGGGAUGGGAGAAGCGGCUGAUCAUCUCCGACCGGGCACACAUUGUGUUUGAUUUCCAUCAAGCUGUGGAUGGAGUCCAAGAACAGGAGAGAGAACAGCAAGCUGGCAAAAAUUUAGGAACAACUAAAAAGGGUAUUGGACCUGUUUACUCUGCAAAAGCUGCUCGCAGUGGCCUGAGGAUAUGUGACCUUCUGGCUGACUUCCAAGAAUUCUCUGAGAGGUUUAAAAACUUGGCCUCACAGUAUAAGUCUAUGUAUCCCUCACUUGAGAUUGAUGUGGAUGGAGAGCUGGAGAAACUCAGGUCAUAUGUUGAUAGGAUAAAGCCCAUGGUGAGAGAUGGAGUCUUUUUUAUGUACAAGGCACUUCAUGGACCUCCCCAAAAAAUUCUUGUGGAGGGUGCCAAUGCUGCCCUUUUAGACAUCGAUUUCGGGACGUAUCCUUUCGUAACCUCCUCAAACUGCACGGUCGGAGGGGUGUGUACGGGUCUGGGCAUGCCCCCCUGGAACGUUGGUGAGGUAUAUGGCGUUGUCAAGGCCUAUACCACAAGAGUCGGGAUCGGUGCUUUCCCAACAGAACAGAGCAAUGAUGUUGGAGAGCUUUUGCAGACAAGAGGCAAGGAAGUGGGCGUGACCACAGGUCGCAAAAGGAGAUGCGGUUGGUUGGAUCUGGUGCUUGUCAAAUAUGCCCACAUGAUUAAUGGCUUUACAGCUUUAGCUCUUACCAAACUAGACAUCUUGGACACGCUUCAAGAGAUCAAAGUUGGUGUGGAAUAUAAAGUAGAUGGUGAACCCAUCCCACAUUUUCCAGCAAACCAAGAGGUUUUACAAAAGGUUGACGUCCAAUAUGAGACUCUGCCCGGCUGGAAUACGGACACAUCUGCUGCCCGGACCUUCGAAGAGCUUCCAGAAAAUGCUAGAAAUUAUGUUCUCUACAUAGAGAAACGCUUGGGUGUGCCCGUAAAAUGGAUUGGUAUUGGGAAGUCCAGAGAAUCGAUGAUUCAACUCUUUUGAGAUGCUGCUCGACCUGCGUGUAGCACCGGCUGAUCCCUCUGGUUGGUGCUCUGGAUUCAUCAGGACCUUACAGUAUGUGUGCCGGGGACAUGAUGCCUCACAUUUCUCUUCUUCCACCUCACUACAGGUUCUCUGUGGCAAGAAGGUUGGAUGCUCCAUCAUUCUGUGUGCUUCAGAUAUCAUCUCGCAGCUCUUUGAAAGCCUAGAUACUUUUAGUUGGCAGCACUGAAAGGUCUCUCAUCUGUUCUGCAUUAUUUCUUCUCUAGUAUGGGCAUCUUGAGUUUUUAAGCUGUAUAUGUGCUACAAGAGUCAGGCGUCAGCAAUGAUGUAUAUUGUUGUUAAACUUUGUUAGAUAUCAGUUUUUCAAACGGGUUGAGUAAAAUAAUUACGUAUACAUGUUAUAUAUUUUUCUUUUAUCAUACAAGAAUCAACUGUUUUGCAAUGUGUACUACUGUACUACACUUUGUCCUUGUUUUAAUGGACUGUAUGAUUGAUUUGUUCAUGUAUAAAAGCGGUUUUUAAAAGAGGGUUUGAAUAUUUCUUUACCAUAAAAAUUAAUAGCUCGGCUUUUGGGAUUUUAAAUGAGAUGUUAAAUGCAAUACUAUAGUGUUAUUUUAUUUAUAAAAAAGCAGUUUAUCAAAUCAUUUUCAGAUUUUAAAUCACAAUAAAUACUAAUAUGAAUAAACUUGUUCAAUACAUGGAAGCAUGCAAGAUGUUUCCAUAGAGAAAUGUAAUAUUGUGCAUUUAUAUGAAUGUAUGGAUAAAGUUUCUAUUGUUCCCUAAUAA
Triplophysa dalaica is the source of this 2247-nucleotide messenger RNA. It is a transcript of the gene adss2, whose product is annotated as adenylosuccinate synthase 2. NCBI's taxonomy places the organism in Eukaryota, Metazoa, Chordata, Actinopteri, Cypriniformes, Nemacheilidae. The record is from RefSeq and is a predicted model, not a curated record. Gene Ontology annotation, cellular component: cytoplasm. Gene Ontology annotation, molecular function: adenylosuccinate synthase activity; GTP binding. Gene Ontology annotation, biological process: 'de novo' AMP biosynthetic process; IMP metabolic process. The coding region runs from base 82 to 1461 and encodes 459 amino acids. The transcript has 13 exons.